Orcinus orca (killer whale) is the source of this 2533-nucleotide messenger RNA. RefSeq names its product C-terminal binding protein 1 (gene CTBP1). Lineage: Eukaryota; Metazoa; Chordata; Mammalia; Artiodactyla; Delphinidae. Bases 404 to 1816 code for a protein of 470 amino acids. Gene Ontology annotation, molecular function: transcription corepressor activity; NAD binding; oxidoreductase activity, acting on the CH-OH group of donors, NAD or NADP as acceptor. The transcript is spliced from 11 exons. The record is from RefSeq and is a predicted model, not a curated record.
CGCGCCCUGUCCCCGCCCGGUGGAGCGGCUGCUGGCGCGGCGCGGCGGCUCGGCACGGCGGCGCCCGGGCGCAGGCGAGCGGGCGGAGCAGCGGACGGCGCCCAGGCCGCCCCACGCGCCGGGCUCGCGGCGGAGCGCUCCGGACUCGUCGGGGCCCGCGGCCGCCCGCGCCUUUCAAUGGGCAGCUCGCACUUGCUCAACAAGGGCCUGCCGCUCGUCAGACUUUGACCCGGCGUGGGCUUCAGUGGUCGCCGUGGACGGGAGCCUAGGAGCUUUGGUUCGAGACAAUUAAAGACGUGGGAUGAGGAUCCAGUGACAGGACGCGGUUCUGCAGGGGGCUUCUGAAGAUAGACGCUUUGAACAGUCGAAUUCAUGGUCGUGGAAGCCGAGCCCAUAUUAAGAGAUGUCAGGCGUCCGACCUCCGAUCAUGAACGGGCCCCUGCACCCCCGGCCCCUGGUGGCACUGCUGGACGGCCGGGACUGCACGGUGGAGAUGCCCAUCCUGAAGGACGUGGCCACGGUGGCCUUCUGUGACGCACAGUCCACACAGGAGAUCCACGAGAAGGUGCUGAACGAGGCCGUUGGGGCGCUGAUGUAUCACACCAUCACGCUGACCAGGGAGGACCUGGAGAAGUUCAAGGCGCUGCGGAUAAUCGUCCGAAUCGGCAGCGGCUUUGACAACAUCGACAUCAAGUCAGCUGGGGACUUAGGCAUCGCCGUCUGCAACGUGCCGGCCGCGUCCGUGGAGGAGACCGCCGACUCCACCCUGUGCCACAUCCUCAACCUCUACCGCAGGACCACGUGGCUGCACCAGGCGCUCCGGGAAGGCACGCGGGUCCAGAGCGUCGAGCAGAUCCGAGAGGUGGCUUCCGGAGCCGCCAGGAUCCGCGGGGAGACCUUGGGCAUCAUCGGGCUAGGUCGCGUGGGGCAGGCGGUGGCGCUGCGGGCCAAGGCCUUUGGCUUCAACGUGCUGUUCUACGACCCCUAUUUGGCGGAUGGCACGGAGCGGGCGCUGGGGCUGCAGCGGGUCAGCACGCUGCAGGACCUGCUCUUCCACAGCGACUGCGUGACCCUGCACUGCGGCCUCAACGAGCACAACCACCACCUCAUCAACGACUUCACCGUCAAACAGAUGAGACAAGGGGCCUUCCUGGUGAACACGGCCCGGGGCGGCCUCGUGGACGAGAAGGCGCUGGCCCAGGCCCUGAAGGAGGGGCGGAUCCGCGGUGCGGCCCUGGACGUGCACGAGUCAGAGCCAUUCAGGACGGAGCAGUGUCCGGAGGGCCUGGGGUCUGCAGCUCACAGCCACUUGCGGGAGGGGCGGGCAGCAUCCCCACCCCCCGUGAAGGCCCCUCCCCACUGCGGUCAGGAGCCCGUGGGCAGUUUUAGCCAGGGUCCCCUGAAGGACGCGCCCAACCUGAUCUGCACCCCACACGCGGCCUGGUACAGCGAGCAGGCCUCCAUCGAGAUGCGUGAGGAGGCGGCCCGGGAGAUCCGGAGAGCCGUCACAGGCCGGAUCCCUGACAGUCUGAAGAACUGCGUGAACAAAGACCACCUGGCAGCCGCCACCCACUGGGCCAGUGUGGACCCGGCCGUGGUGCACCCCGAGCUCAACGGGGCCGCCUACAGCAGGUACCCCCCAGGCGUCGUGGGCGUGGCCCCCAGCGGCAUCCCCGCCGCAGUCGAAGGCAUCGUCCCCAGCGCCAUGUCCCUGUCCCACGGCCUGCCCCCCGUGUCCCACCCACCCCACGCGCCUUCUCCCGGCCAAACCGUCAAGCCCGAGGCAGAUAGAGACCAUGCGAGCGACCAGUUGUAGCCCGGGCAGAGCUCCGCAGCCUGGGCACCGGCCAAGCCCUCGGACAGGUGUGUGCAGGGGCGGCGCCGCAGGCGGCCACGGCCUCCGGGACGGUCCGGGCGCCAGGGGUGAGAGGUGACGCCCUCUCCCCGCAUCAGCUGUAGUUGUCCCGUCCCGAGGGCCGGCCGCUGCCGUGUCCUUUGCGUCCCUGCUCAGCAGCGGAAGAGUCAGUAGUUAAUUCUAUCAUGAGUGUCCCCGUCUGUGUACAGUCUUUAGAACGUCGCAAAGGAUUUGUUUGCUUAGCUGUCGGCAGGAGAAGCCCGAGGCAGGGCUCCGCGGGUCUGCUUCAGACGUUCUCCCUUUUGUGUGUGGAUCGCAUCCCGAACCAAGCAGUUGGCAAACUUCUCAGGACAAUGAAUCCUCCCCGUUUUCUUUUUACGCCACUCAGUGCAUUGUUUUUUCUACCUGCUUGUCUUAUUUUUAGAAUAAUUUAGAAAAACAAAACAAAGGCUGUCUUUCCUAACUUUGGCAUGAACCCCCCCUGUUCCAAACGAAGACGGCGUCGCUAGCGGUGCAGAGGAGCGCGCGGGCCUCCGUCCCGGGCGGCGGGGCUGCGGCGCCUGGCCGCGCGGUGCCGUCCUGCUGAUGUGGUAGGCUAGCAAUAUUUUGGUUAAAAUCAUGUUUGUGACCGUAACCAUUUGUAUGAAUUAUUUUAAAGAAAUAAAAGUCCCAGAAAGA